Misgurnus anguillicaudatus (oriental weatherfish) is the source of this 4561-nucleotide messenger RNA. Lineage: Eukaryota; Metazoa; Chordata; Actinopteri; Cypriniformes; Cobitidae. The record is from RefSeq and is a predicted model, not a curated record.
UUACCCCCUCAAAUUGUGUGUAAGUGUAAACUCGUGAAACUUAAUACUUCGUCUCCUCCGUCCUCACAUCUUUCCUCACUUGCAUCCUAGGAGGGUGGAGCUAAGACGCAAGGAACGGAAAAGAGGUUGCACAAAUAAUAAUUGAGAAGCACCCUUGGUUGCAAUUCCAAGGAUCCUCGACAUUGGAAUAGUCCUUCGACGAAUGUCGAUAAUGUAGCAUCCUCGAAAUUCUGGCUUUAGAGGAUCCUUCCUUGAUAUUGAGAAACAGCCACUCACAUGUUCUCCAAGAGGAAAUGAGGAAACACCCUGGAAGAGUUGAACACAGAUGAGCAGAAAGGGAAAUAGAUCAGAGGUGCAACAUGGACAGAUUGAGCGUUUCUCUGCUGUUGAUUUGGGCAUUCAGAUGUUCAUAUGCAUUUAACAUGGACACAGAACAUUCACUGUCAUUUAAUGGCAAACAAGAAGACUUCUUUGGCUACAGCGUCCAUCAGUACCAAUCUGAAAAUGGGAAAAGGAUCAUCGUUGGAGCUCCAUUAAAUAAUUCAACAGAUAGAAUUUACACCUGUCUCACAAAUCUAAGGGCCUGUAGACCACUGCAGCCAGGUUCAAAGAGUAACAGACCGUUGGAUUUGUCAACAGCUGUGUCGUCUUCUGGUACCCCACGCAUCACUAGUUGCAGUCCAUUUCUUGGACAUGAAUGUAAUGGAAACUCGUAUCUUAAUGGUAUCUGCUACCAGUACAACAGCAGGUUACAGUCGGACUCCAACUUCACCACAGGUUUUCAAGAAUGCACAAAGCCAGAAGUCAAUCUGGUGUUUCUGUUUGAUGGAUCUGAAAGUAUGACAAAAGACCAUUUUGAUUUAAACAAAGAUUUCAUCGUAAAUAUCAUGACAAAACAAUCAAACAUAAAGUUUGCUGCUGUCCAAUUUUCCAAAUCUUUCCGAACUGUGUUUGACUUCAACGACUAUCAGAACAACCUCGCUAAAGAGAAACUCAUGAAAGAGCCGCACAUGAAUGGAAUCACAAACACGUACGGUGCAAUACAAUACACAUUGGACAAGCUGUUUAAUAACGUGUCGUCUGGAGUGAACCCCAAUGCUACAAAAGCCCUGGUGAUAAUAACUGAUGGAGACCCAAGUGAUGUUGAUUAUGAUAAUGUCAUCAAGUUAUGUGAAAAGCAAAAUAUCCUCCGGUACAUCAUUGGGGUCGGAAAUGUUCACCUAACAAGACUGAUAUUGAUGGCUUCUGAGCCCAAAGACGACAACACCUUCUACAUUGAUAAUUACAAUGGACUCCAGGGACUUGUUGACGAUCUGCAAAAAAAGAUCUACAAUAUUAAGGGUUCACAUGAAACAAACAAAAGGAACGACCAACAGAACUUUGAAUCAGAAUUAUCUCAGAGUGGAUUCAGUGUUGUCUAUCACACUACGGACUCUUUGAUUGUGGGUUCGGUGGGAUCUUAUAACUGGCGUGGAGUUCUGUAUGAAGUCAGAGGAUCUGGAUUCAGAGAGACCGAGAUUAAAGAUCCAUCUGUCAAUAAAGACUCAUACAUGGGUUACUCUGCUGUGAUUGGACGCAAAGGCAAUGUCUCUCUGCUCGUCUCUGGAGCUCCACGUGCUGAACACAAGGGUCUGGUGACGCUCUUUCACCAAAAUCACAACAAAUGGACUGUAAAGAAGAACAUCAUAGGAAUUCAGAUCGGGUCGUAUUUUGGAGCGUCUUUGAGUCUGUUAGACGUCGACUCUGAUGGAGAAUCAGAUUUUCUUCUGGUCGGGGCUCCGUUAUAUUACCGCUCUAAGCCGAGGGGAGAAGGGAGGCUCUACAUCUAUACUUUAUCAGAGGAGUCAUUUCUACAGAUGAUCAACAUGUGUGAGUCAAAUGCAGGCAGAUAUGCUGCGUCUCUAGCAUCACUAAAGGACCUGAAUGGAGACAGGCUGUCAGAUGUGGCGGUCGGAGCACCGCUGGAAGAUGAGGGGACCGGAGUUGUGUACAUCUACCUCGGCGAUAAGAUGCACGGCAUAAACCUGAAAUAUAGUCCUCAGCGGAUCUCAGCGAGGUCAGUUCUGCCGGGUCUGCAGCAGUUUGGAGUCUCUGUGGUGGGUGAGAUGGACAUGAAUGAUGAUAAUCUAACAGAUGUUGUGAUUGGAGCACGCGGAGGAAUCGUUCUGUUGAAAGCUCGACCUGUGAUGUUUGUAUCUUCACAACUCAGUUUCAGCCCCAGUGAAAUCAGCUUAAAUGACUUUACCUGUUCGGGUGUGGAUUUGUUUCAUGCGUUCACCCUCACUUCAUGUUUCACUGUGUUCGAGCGAACCAGCAGCACAGGUUUACUGAACAAGGACCUGAAAAUCUCUCUGAAUAUUAAUCUGGAUGUUGUAAGAGAAAUGAAUCGAGCAUUCUUCAAGGUGCAGAAUUCAAGGUCCAGGAGUCUUCAGAAUUCCACCCUGCUGGUUUCUAAAGCCUCCUGUUUUAACUUCUCAAUCUUCAUGCCGCGCUGUGUUUAUGACACAGUGAGUCCACUGAAGAUUCAAAUGAAUUUCUCACAAACUGAGUUGUCUUCUGAUCAACCAUCAGCUAUUCUAGACAUCCACAGCACGACAGGGAUGUUUGUUGAGGUACCAUUUGAAAGGAGCUGUAACAGUGACAGGUGUUUGGCCGAUCUACAGCUGAACUUCAGAUUUAUUAGUGAGACCUUACUGGUGGUGAAUCAAGCUUAUUUUAUGGUUCUUAUAACGCUGGCCAACAAAGGAGACAACUCUUAUAACACCAACAUAGUGCUGCACUACCCAGAAGGCCUGUCGCUCUCCAAAUUUGAUGCUGUUAAGAGCCACACACGCAGCAGCUGUGGCGAUCGAGAUGGCGCUGCUAUGAAGAGAACCACUUGCAGUAUCAAUCGACCAGUGUAUCGAAGCGGUACUGAAACUGAGUUUCUAGCAACAUUUCGUGUGACAAAUCGGGACUACGACUGGCCAGAUAUGAUGGACAUGAUCAUCAUUGCCGACAGUGAUAACAACGGUAACACCACUGAUGGCACAGUGAAGAGGAGUAUACCGGUUAAGUUUGCCGUUAACUUGGCUAUCAGUGUAGUGAGUAAAUAUUCUGUCACGUAUCUGAAUCUCUCUCUGGAGGACAGAAGGCCAAAAUCUCUCAGCAUCACUUACAAGGUGGAGAAUCUGGGCCCUAAAUCUCUGCCAGUAUCAGUCACACUCCUAUUGGCCUGUUCAAAAACACAUGUGAUGUUCACACCGGAGAGCUUCGGCAUAGACAAGGUCUUCGGUCUCUCUAAUUUAACACAGUGUCAGAUGAUCAAUGAGAAACUGGAUGGUUACUGUGGGAAGUUUCAGUGUGAUGAAUUCUAUCUGGAGACAUCUGCAGCUGUUUACUUUAUUCUGACGGCACAAGCUGCACUUCAAAACACAAAGGAGUUUGAGUGGAGAUUUUCCUUUCACGAGUUCAGGACAGAUUAUGUCUUUAACAUCAUUGCCCAUCUGAACUACAACAGAAGCCGCUACAACCAGAUGAUGACCGGUUUAAAGGACGACCCAAGUACAUUUCAGACCACAGUCAGGGUGGAGUUUGUAAUUCUGCCCAGUCGAUUGCUGAUUAUUUGCACGGGUGCUGGAGGCGGACUGAUCUUACUCAUUAUCAUAUUAGUUGGACUGCAGAAGUGUGGUUUCUUUAGGCGCAACCGUCCUGAGGAGUUGAAGACAUAUGAAUAUGUGUUAGAAAGCACACAUCAUGAUGGUCCUCCCUCGCUAAUCUUUAAUGAAAUUAGCAAGGAAACGAUGGAUGAUGGAGAGCAAAGGAGCAGUGGUGGAGAGAUGAACAACCGUGAGACAAAGAAGACGACAGGUGAUGAAGAAGAGUUUGAUAGUAAUACAGCGAUGCAUGGAAGUGAGGAUGAGAUGUCUAGCAGUGACGAAAGAGAGAUAAAGAGCAGUGAUUAAAAGAUGAGGAAAAGUGAUGAAGGUGUAGAUGAAUAAAAAUUAUCUGACAAAAGAAAAACUUUGCUUCUGAAGGUCAAAAUACAAAGGAGCCAUAACAAACAUUCUGAUGAAAUGUGAUGUGUCAUGUAGGGUUUUGUGAUGUUUUCAGUGCAUAUUUAGUUUACUUUGCUUACUUUCAAAUUAACAUAAUUUAGUAUUUUUAGGUUAAGAAUUUGUUCAGUUUCAUCAUUUAUAUUUUAACGUUUAGUGUAUUUGUGUGUGUUUAAUACGUGUGAGUGUCUGUGUGUGUUUUAUUAUCUGCUUUGUGUGAAUAUUUUGUGCUUCAUAUUAAUCUUAGUAUUAACAGUAUUAAUAUCAGAAGUGUCAGUAAUGUAGGUAUUAAUGCAUUAGACAGGUGAUUUAUUAACCUGUUUUAAGUUCAGAAUAUCUAUGAACACAUUUUUCUUGAUCCAUUUCAGGCAAAAUAUUUAUAUAUUAUUUUUCCUUAUCAUUUUCAUUGUUUUAUUUUUCUUUAAUGUCAAUCCUGUGCUAUGAUCUGUAAAUAACCUUUAUUCUGAAUAUUAUAGUUAUAUUAAAAAAACAAGUUGAAUAAUUAUCCAAUCAAAACAUUAAUAAAU